CAGCCCUGUUAGCAGCGAUAAGGAAUAUUACCAUCUGUCUGAGCUAUACAUACCGUUACCAUGCAAUCAUAUACGCUUGUGAUUACGGUACUUUUUCUCUUGCUAGCGCAGCUCGCGGUUAAGCUCGUCACCAAGGACACGAUUCAGAAGAAGUUGUGGGCACAAUACGUCCGCUUCUCACCGUCCAGCCAGCUCAAGACCUACCAAGCUAAAGCCGCGGAGAUUGCGCACGUUGUCAAGGAAAAGAAUGCAAUUUCUCCCCAAGACCACUACGCUAGGUGGACCAAGUUGAACCGCCAAUUCGAUAAGUUAACGAAGGAAAAAGCCGAGUUGGAGAGUGAAUUGGCGACACGGCAGGCGCAGUUCGCCAAGUACGUUAGUUAUGCCAUCACUGCAUCUAUUACCGCGCCGUUGUGGUUCUUCAGGUAUCAGUACCGCAAGCAGGUGUUCUUCUACAUUGAGAGAGGCGUGUUUCCAGCCUGGAUCGACUGGUGUCUCGCGUUGCCGUUCAUGGCUACGGGCUGUGUCGGUUUAACCAUCUGGAGUGCUGUUGUGAAAGCUGUUCUCGGGCAGAUCGAGGUGAUGGUGCGGUUCAUGUUGUCUGAGGAGGUACAGAAGCCGGUGAAGGUGGCAAAGGUGGAAGAGGUUAAAUAGAUACGUUUUCUCGGGAUGUAGUGAAUGCCAAAGGAGGCGGAUGAAAGCGUUGGAUAUUGUUUGAGGAGUUA
This is a messenger RNA of Babjeviella inositovora NRRL Y-12698, 725 nucleotides long. RefSeq names its product GET complex subunit. Bases 61 to 654 code for a protein of 197 amino acids. The transcript has a single exon. Gene Ontology annotation, biological process: tail-anchored membrane protein insertion into ER membrane. The record is from RefSeq and is a predicted model, not a curated record. NCBI's taxonomy places the organism in Eukaryota, Fungi, Ascomycota, Pichiomycetes, Serinales. Gene Ontology annotation, cellular component: GET complex.